UCUGACGAGUUUGUGCUGGAGUCUCCGCGCCCCGUGGUCGCCUACAUGUCCCGCAACUUCUUCUCCCGCGGCGUGCUGAACGAGCACGACAUCCUGCGCUACAUACUGGCCAAGUACAACGUCACGCUCCGGGUGACCACCUUCGAGCGCUGGGACUACGCCUUCUUCCGCCGCAUCGACUUCAACAAGCGCGUCAAGAUGGAGUAUGUGCUUCACCCGGACCCGAACGGGCCCCACCCCGAGGACGGCUGGCCGGGCAACCCCUGGAUCUAUCAGAACACGUAUGUAGACAUGGAGCACUUUGGCCCCUACAUCGACACAGCCAUGGCGGCAGCUGGCAUCAAGCCCGUGGACAAGCCCAUCCCUGUGUCCCUCAACUGA
This is a messenger RNA of Chlorella variabilis, 381 nucleotides long. RefSeq names its product expressed protein. The transcript is spliced from 4 exons. The record is from RefSeq and is a predicted model, not a curated record. Lineage: Eukaryota; Viridiplantae; Chlorophyta; Trebouxiophyceae; Chlorellales; Chlorellaceae. The annotation marks the transcript as partial.